CCACUGGCUCAUUAUUUAUUCUCUCUCUCACCGUGAUGUUUGAAGUCUACAGAAACAGAACAUCAGAUGAAGACUGUAAUCAAUGAGAGAAAAUAAUUUUAUAAAGAGCAACAACUUCAUUAAGAUUAGAAACAUCUUUUAAAAAUUUCACAGCAUUUUAUUCUUUGCCGGGGCUUUGGUUUUGGUCUUUUUUGUGGGGACCUUAAUCUGCAAUUCCCUUUUGGACAGACCAACACUGCAGCGAUUUUAUUUUCUUGAAUUUCCAACUAAAAUCUUACACAGUAAAAAGAUUCAUACCACACUGGAAAGACACAAAAGAGCUUUUUUUUUUGCAUUAUCCAUCAACAUACUGCAAAGAUGUGGUCGUGUAUGAAGAAUUUCUUCACUUAUGAAACAACGAAGUCGGUGGUUGUAAAAAGUUGGACUAUUGGCAUCAUCAACCGGAUUGUUCAGCUUAUCAUCAUUACUUACUUCGUUGGUUGGGUGUUUCUCUGGGAAAAGGCCUACCAAGUGAGAGACACAGCAAUAGAGUCAUCAGUCAUGACCAAGGUCAAAGGGUUUGGAAACUACAAUAACAGAGUUAUGGAUGUUGCAGACUAUGUCACUCCUACACAGGGAGGUUCAGUCUUUUGCAUCAUCACCAAAAUGAUUACAACAGAGAACCAAGUACAAGGAUACUGUCCUGAGACUGAGAAAUACAACUGUACCAAAAACAGCGACUGCAUAAAACACCGUAACAAACCAGGAGGCUAUGGAAUUUUAACCGGGAACUGUGUUCCUUUCAAGCCUGGCACCAAGAUGUGUGAGAUAAAAGGGUGGUGUCCUGCAGAGAUCGACACCAUAAGGACUGAACCCAUGAAGGAUGUGGAGAACUUCACAAUCUUCAUUAAGAACAGCAUCCGUUUCCCAAGUUUUAACUACACCAAAGGGAACUUUCUUCCAUCAAUAACUAAGGAGUACAUCAAAAAGUGUAACUUUCACAAAGUAACUGACAUCUACUGCCCUAUCUUCAAAGUGGGGGACAUUCUUAAAGAUGCAGAGCAGAACUUUACUCAGCUGGCAAACACGGGUGGAGUAAUUGGAAUAAUGAUCAGCUGGAUGUGUGAUCUGGACAAGUCAGAUGAUGACUGUAAACCAUCAUACUCCUUUACCCGACUCGAUGCCAUGUCACAGCAGAACAAUGUUUCUCCUGGCUACAAUUUCAGGUUUGCAAAAUUCUAUAAGAUGGAAAAUGGGACAGACUACCGCACUUUGGUGAAAGCCUAUGCCAUUCGAUUUGAUGUUAUUGUCAAUGGAAAUGCAGGGAAGUUUAACAUGAUCCCUACAAUCAUAAAUAUGGUGGCAGCAUUCACAUCAGUGGGAGUGGGCACCGUGCUAUGUGAUAUAAUACUGCUAAACUUCCUGAAGGGUGCAGAGCAGUACAAGGCUAAAAAGUUUGAAGAGGUGUCAGACAGUUCAUUGGACUCCCAAAGUAAUGGCUUGUAUCGCUCCCAGUUGUCUCUCAGACAAACACCCUUCAAGUCAAGUGACUCGGGGGCUUUUUCUAUUGAGCGUUACAGCUAAAUGGAAAGGAAGGAUGGCUGUGGUUUCAAUUUAUCAUCACACAGGCUCUUUCAAGGCUGAGAGCAUUAAAACUACAAAGACAAAACUAUAUAAACUGUAUGCAGUUUAAAAGCAUGACUGUCUUUGCAUGUGGUCAUGUUUAGUAAGAUUUUUGAGCCAGUUGCCAAAAGGCUAAUUAGACUUUUUUUUUUUUAGUAGCUCAUAAAAAUGACAGCAAUAAACAACUGGUUCAUUUAUAGUUCCUCUUAUACACAUUUAUCUAUCUCAGUACAAAAGCAUGAAGAUAGACAGUACACUGUAUGAUGAACAUUUCAAUGAUACUGCAACACCCCCCCACCCCCAACCCUCCAACCCACCCACCACCACCACACACACACACAUUGGUUAGACUGUUACAAAAUCAAACCAAAAUAAAUUACAUUUCAAAGUGAAAUGGCUUUUCAUUCAAUCCAGCAAAGAAAAAGAAAAACAUCUGAUCACAUAAUACAUACGAAAUGUCUUUGUCAUUGCAUACUGUUGUCCAUGAAGGUAAUUUUGGGGCACACCUAUUUGUGCAUCGUAACUGUGAAUUUGAAAUAACAGACAGUAAUGCUAUAGGAAUUUUGUAUCUGUAGAAUUUUUUUUCAGUCUUUCACAAAUACAAAACAGCAGUUACACAUCUUCAGAUUCUUAAGUACAAGUGCACAAAUUGUAUUAUGAGUUACACAUCAAAGACCUCACACAUUCCUGGGUCUGGUUGUCCCUAUGGGGUAUCGGCACCUGGGCCUGGGAGUAUAUAGUAUGUAUGGGGAGUGUGAGUGAGUGUACGAUAUCCAUUGUUGUUUGUCUUUACGUUGGCUGCAUGGGUGUGAGUGUUUUUAUGUGUAUGCAUGAGGGUGGGAAUGUGAGAUUGUGACUGUGUGCCUGUUUUUUGUGUCAGGUUGGGUCUUGCGCUGCUCCCUCUCCUGGAUCAGUUAAUUUCCGCCACACUCUCUGCCGGUGAUUGGUGUCUCUGCCCGCUGGUGUACUUGUGGUUCUCGGUGUCCAGGGGGUGGGGGCUGGGGGCUGGGUGCUUUGGUGCGUGCUGGCUCACUUCCGGUGGCUGCUUGCCGGGGCCUGGACCCUUGGCCUCUGCUUGGGGAGUGAUGUGUCCUGAGGUCUCAGGUCUCUGGGUCCAUGGCUGCAUCUGCUCGGGUGUAGAAUGAUAAUAUGAAUAAUAUGAAUGUUUCUGCAGGUGUAGAAGCAAGCAGCAGGGUGUUAUCUUGUAUUCUCUUCAUCCUUCUUUUAUUCCUCCAUUCUU
This is a messenger RNA of Girardinichthys multiradiatus, 2842 nucleotides long. RefSeq names its product purinergic receptor P2X, ligand-gated ion channel, 3b (gene p2rx3b). Bases 358 to 1563 code for a protein of 401 amino acids. The transcript has 12 exons. Gene Ontology annotation, cellular component: plasma membrane; nuclear inner membrane. Gene Ontology annotation, molecular function: extracellularly ATP-gated monoatomic cation channel activity; purinergic nucleotide receptor activity; ATP binding. The record is from RefSeq and is a predicted model, not a curated record. Gene Ontology annotation, biological process: monoatomic cation transmembrane transport; response to ATP. Lineage: Eukaryota; Metazoa; Chordata; Actinopteri; Cyprinodontiformes; Goodeidae.